Panicum hallii is the source of this 1188-nucleotide messenger RNA. Its product is annotated as 50S ribosomal protein L21, mitochondrial. NCBI's taxonomy places the organism in Eukaryota, Viridiplantae, Streptophyta, Magnoliopsida, Poales, Poaceae. Bases 67 to 819 code for a protein of 250 amino acids. Gene Ontology annotation, cellular component: ribosome. The transcript is spliced from 5 exons. Gene Ontology annotation, biological process: translation. The record is from RefSeq and is a predicted model, not a curated record. Gene Ontology annotation, molecular function: structural constituent of ribosome; RNA binding.
UCGACGAAAAUUUCCAUUUCUGCCCUUUCCUCGCUUCCGCCCGCCGCCGCCGCCGUCGACGCAGCCAUGGCGUCGCGGCGCUGCCUCCUCCGCCUCCUCUCGAGCCGCCUCGUCCCUCAGAGAUCUCAGCCUCUUGCACCGGUCUCGAUCGCAACCCGAACCCUGACAUCUUUGUCCGAGCCCCUCGCCCAUCCAGCUCCCCGGGCCCUCGCCUCCCCGCGGCUCUACUACCCCUCGCGCUGCCACUUCGCGACCCGCUCCUCCGGCGACGAGGAGGAUGGCGACGAAGAAGAGCACUACGACGACGAGGGGAGCGAGGGGGAGUGGGGGGAGGAGGAGGAGGAGGCGGUGGCGGCGAAGAAACCGAGCGGGAAGACUGAGGAGGAGAAGGUAGCGGAGGCGGCGGAGAUCGGGUACAAGGUGGUGGGCCCGCUUGGGGCUGACGAGAAACCCUUCAAGCCCUACGAACCCGUCUUCGCCGUCGUACAGAUUGGCUCUCAUCAAUUCAAGGUGAGCAAUGGCGAUUCCAUCUUCACCGAGAGGUUAAAGUUCUGCGAUGUAAAUGACAAGCUGAUCUUAAACCGAGUUCUCAUGCUUGGUUCACAAACUCAAACAGUUAUUGGAAGGCCAAUUCUUCCUGAAGCUUCUGUUCACGCUGUUGUUGAAGAGCAUGCCCUAGAUGCAAAAGUGAUCAUAUUCAAGAAGAAGCGGAGAAAAAAUUACCGCCGAACAAAGGGCCACCGUCAGGAAUUGACAAAACUGAGAAUAACCAACAUUGAAGGAAUAGAUAAGCCAGAGACUGUUGCCGUUGCGGCCUAAUUUCAGGUUGAGGAAGGAAGGAACAGUGCCAUUUGUUUGGGUCAGCAAUGCCCAGACAAUCCUUAAGGCGGGUUUUAGAAGUUCAGUCAGAUGAUAGCUGAUACCAGUGUAAUGACGCUUCUUUUCUUGUUAAUUCCAAAGGUGAAGCGAAAGAUGAAGCUGUCUCAGCAUUCCAAUGGCACCAUGCCAAUGUACUGAGCAGGUUGGGUACUAUGGUGUGGAUCGGCUGUUGUAGCUUACCUGACACUGAUUGUUUUUCUUCAUUUUUGGUUAUCUUUUCUGCAUGCAUCCUUUAUAAAUGUGUUCUGAUACAUCAGUGCCAUGUUGACUGCUAGAACCAUGUAAUAAUGGAACCGCAAUGCUUCGUAA